Messenger RNA from Vicia faba (fava bean), 306 nucleotides. NCBI's taxonomy places the organism in Eukaryota, Viridiplantae, Streptophyta, Magnoliopsida, Fabales, Fabaceae. The record is from the annotation of a GenBank genome assembly.
AUGAACAAGAAAGAUGAUUCCCACUCCGUUGAGAAUAUUAGUAUGAAUGUUGAAACAUGUGUUAAAGAUUCAUAUGGAGAACCCUUGGUUAAACCUCAUGAUGAACCAAACGUUGAAGCAUCUGCUCCAAUUUAUAGUAAAGCUCUGACUAAGAUCACUGAACUUGGAGUGGAUAUUCCAGCGAAUGAUGUGUUACAAAAAAUAAUGCUUUUGAUGAGUUGGGAAAAGAUCAUUAUCAGUUCAUGGUACCCGAGGAUCGAGACAAAAGUAAUGGUGAAGCUCGGGAAGAUGAUGACCAACCAUUAG